Molecule: messenger RNA, 3064 nt
Organism: Eurytemora carolleeae
Lineage: Eukaryota; Metazoa; Arthropoda; Copepoda; Calanoida; Temoridae
Product: protein fantom
Exons: 18
Coding region: 100-2898 (932 amino acids)
Biological process (GO): non-motile cilium assembly
Cellular component (GO): ciliary transition zone
Source: RefSeq, a predicted model, not a curated record
UAGAACAGGGUAGAACAGGAUAGAACCAGAGAUUUAAAUCAUCAACUUCUAGAGGAACAAAGGAGAAACAGCAAUAUCAAUCAGGAUGUAAACUCUUCUAUGGCACUUCGACAGUCCUUGAACCAAUGCCAAGAGAAGAUUAGAGAACUACAGAGAGAUAAUACUAUUCUUAGGGAGAGUAAUGAGAAACUUCUUAACUCAGCAUUCGACAUUGAGAAGGAGCGUCAGUAUCAAGCUUCAGAGAACGCGUUGAAGGUUCAGAUCUCCCAGCUGGAGACUACACUUAAGAGUGAUCUCAACGACAAGCGGAGACUGGCCGAUACCCUGGCUCAGGAGAGAGAUAACUAUGCACAGCUAGACUCAGAUUUCCAGGAUUUACAGAGUAAAUUCUUGAAGCUGAAGGAGGAUCUGGAGAAUCAUGAUGAAAAAAUGUCUUGUACAUCAAGAGAACAGACUUUGGAUAAUGUAGAAAUAGAAGAAGCUGUUCUUUACCUUAGACAGAAGAAAGAUUUGAGCUACUUCGGAUCUGAACCUAACUCAUUCCUGGAGAAAAUAGAUUCAGGAAGGAGUACAGAGAAAGAACUAGCUGAGCUCCAAAUCCUACAUCUUGAAACUAUAAAUGAACUUGAAAAAACUAGAUCGUUGCUCAGGGUUCAGAACAGUAUUAAUGAUGAGCAAAAGAAAGAGAUCUUGAUCCUGCAAAGAAGGAUGGGUCAGGUUAAACAGGAGUUUGUUGAACAGAUUGCAGAAUACCAGAAACUCCUGGAGAUGAGAGCUGGAAAGAUUCAGAAACUAGAAGCAGAGAUCAGGGAUACAGUGAGUUCAGUAUCUCCGAGAGCUUGGAUACGGGAUGGAUCAGAUGAGAGAACUGAGAGAAGUCUUCAUAUUCAAUCCAACGAAUCUCUGUUCCAACUUCAUGUUCAACGGAUUAGCUUAUCUCAGGAGGCUCUUUUAUCAACAGGUUUAACUGAGCCUAGUGUAUUUGCCAGUUGGAUAUUCUAUGAGAGUGAACAGUCCUAUACUCCAGUACUUACAGGACCUGUUCUAUCUCCAGAUUCAAGCUCAUACUACAAGGUUACAGUAGACGCGUCCUUCCUUGAGUACCUGGAGACAAGAGAAGUUAGUUUCCAGGUUCAUGUUGUCCUGGAGAAUGAUUGCCAAGGGUUGGCUGUAACAAAUAUUAAUUUCUCCGAGAUACUAGAUUAUCCGAACAACAAGCUGCAUAGGACUCUUAAACUCAGAGGAAUAAAGGGAUCAACAAAGGAUGAAGUCUUGGGAACUGUAGAUCUCUGGUUCCGUCUUCAUAUCCAUGAUGUUCGUUCAAUAGUUGUUUACAAACAAGAGAAACAGCUGGAGGAGACGAGGACAAACCAACCUCUCAGGUUGGAGAAGGAUGUUCAUUUUCUCCAGGGAGAGAGAACCCAACUUAGUUCAGGAGCAAACAGACAUCAAGGGAAAAGUUUGCUUGAAAGAAAAAGAUUGAUGCAGAAAAAUAAAACUGAUAAUACUGCGCAAAAGAGUAUAAUUUUGAAUAAAUCUGCGCAUCCUAAACCAGAGAGAAAAAUUAUAAAUCCUAAACCUGACAAAGAAAGUGAAAUUAAAUCUAAUCAAAAAACGGAAGACAAUCCAGUCGUUGAAACCAAAAAAGAGGAAGAAAAAGAAAAGGCAGAGAAAGAGAAAAAGAUCAAACCUAAAUCGAAACCUAAGCCUUUACCUAAGCCUGAGCCUGAGCCUGAGCCUGAAAGUGAAAGUGAAUCCAAAACAGAGCCUGAACCCCAAGCUAAUUCUUCAGAUGACCCAGAACCUAAACCUUUAUCAGUUGGAACGAUUUCAGAGGAUUCAAGUGUAUUAAAUAUCCUGAGUAAGAAAGCAACGGAGAAGCUAGAGAAUAUAACCCGAAGCAGGAUUAAACCUCCCAGAACCAAACCCGGCAAACCUAAAACUACUCCGGAGAAUCAGAUGAACCCUGAUACAUCACUGGAUUCUCAGAAUACAAAACAAGAUCAGACAAGGGAUGAGAGUAAAGAGAAGAAGAAACCUAAACCUAUUCCUCCUCCUCAGGUUCAAUCAUCUCACGAGAUAGAAGAGAGUGAGGAUGAGGAUGAUACUAGUGAGGAUUCAACUGAUGACGAAGAGGAUGAUGAAGUUGAUGAAGAUGAUGAAGGUGAUGAUGAUGAUGAUGAAGAUGAUGAUGAUGAUGAGGAUUAUGAUGAUGAUGAUGAUGAUGAUGAUGAAAGUGUUAGUGAGGGAGAUAGAACAAAUGGAAUAAGUACAACAAGUGGAACGGAAACCAACCCUACAAGUAGAGAUGACAGAAACAUUAGAAAAUCAAAGGUACAUGUAGAUACUGAGUUUGACUCCCAUGACUCGGAAGGAGUAGUGGUUGGACCUGAUACUGGAGAACUGAACCUGAACAUGAACGAGAACAUUCUGAUAAUUGUGUCAGAUUUCGAGGGGGAGAAAGGAGCCCAGUUCCUGGAUGAUCCCAAUAUCAGUAACCUGUACAUAGAAUACAGUUUCCUAGACGUACCCCAGGAGGACCUGGAGACACCCUUCUCCCUACCCAAACCUAACCCUGGAGAAAAGAUAACGUUCAACUUCAGUAAGAUGAUAUCAUUUGAGCGUGGAGCUGAGAAUGGGCGGAGGAGAACCCUCUCUAAGAUACUAAAAGGAGAGACGGAGAAGGGACGGAUGAUGAGGUUUUGUGUGGUCUCGGAGCCAGAGGAUUCGAACCCUGAUCUUGAAUGUGAUGAGGUUGGAUCUGGAGUUAUAGAUCUUUGUAAGCUUGACAGGGAUCUGGUAGAUCAUAGGGUACAGAUUAAAGAUACUUAUGGAAACCUGGUUGGAACUCUUACAGUGACGGUGAAAGCAGCAGCUUUAGUAAGGUCAUUCACAUAAAGCAGCGACAUUAGUGAGAUCAUGAAGCAGCUAAUUAGAAUCAGCUUUAGUGAGAUUAUUCACAUGUAGCCGCCUAAUGGAAGCAGCAUUAGUGAGAUCAUUCACCUAAAGCAGCUAAAGGGAAACAUAUUUAGUCAGAUCAUUCACAUGAAGCAGCUUAAUGAAA